Molecule: messenger RNA, 1581 nt
Organism: Cuscuta campestris
Lineage: Eukaryota; Viridiplantae; Streptophyta; Magnoliopsida; Solanales; Convolvulaceae
Source: the annotation of a GenBank genome assembly
AUCCGCGGGGCCGCCAUCGUCACUCUUCUCUGCUUCUUCGAUUUCAUCCCCUCCACAACGAUGCUCUCUCGCUUCCUCUGCAGACCAUCUCACCUGAGAUUCAUCAUCUCCCGCAAUACCCAUUUCCUGAACCCCAAAAUCCCUUCUCCCCACGCUCCGAUUUCUUCUUCCGUACCCGUCUUCUUCCCCAAGAACCCCCAUUUCUUUUCUACAAGUAACAAUGGCGGAGGUUCUGAUUCAUGGAAUCUAUCUUCCUCCGAUACCCCAUCCAUGUUUCCGGAAGACAUCGAGAUAUCAGAAACAUUGCCCAGAGACGAGAGCCCCUUGUUCAGGGAUCUGGAGGAGCCGGAGAAGGGUACCGCGGUGGCCGGAGGUGGAUUUGUAAAGGGUUUCAGUCCAUGGACAACCGAGGAGGAUGAAGAUGCCAAGAAUGUGUUUGAAAUAUUGGAUGAAGAAGACGAAAAAGGAAAGUGGGAGGUGGGGAGCAAGGGCGGCAGGGGUGAGAAUGGCGAAUGGGAAACUGCGGCGGGUUACAAGCCCUGGAGCGCAUCUGUGGAGGAGGAUGGAGAAACCGUCUUUGAUGUAGUAGAAGAAGAAGAGAAGAUGGCGGGUCUUGAUUUCAGUGCCGAGGAGGAGAGGUUGCAGAAGGAGAAGCUCGAGGAAGAACAGAGACUUGAGCUGGAAGAGAAAGCUCUCACUGUUGUUCUCAAAGGUCCGAACCGUGCAUUUGGUGAUCUAAUUGCGGCUUCUGGAAUCACUGAAGAAAUGUUAGAUAGUCUUAUGACUUUGAAAGACCUUGGAGACAUCAAAGGAUUGCCGCCUCUACACGAAAUAGAAGACAUGCGUUAUGAGAGGAGCAUGAGCAGAUCCAGCAGAGCAGAAAUGGAGCGUCAGAAACAAGAGGAAGUUGCAAAGGCAAGAGUGAGACAAGUAGAUGAGAAGGGGAGGGCUUAUGGGACAGGAAAGAGAAAAUGCAGCAUUGCCCGUGUUUGGAUUGAACCCGGCAAUGGAAAAUUUAUUGUGAAUGAUAAAGAGUUUGAUGUGUACUUUCCAAUGCUUGAUCAUCGCGCCAACCUUCUCCGGCCUUUCUCUGAAACUACAACACUGGGUAUGUGGGAUGUCAGGUGUACUGUUAAAGGAGGUGGUGUAUCAGGUCAAGCUGGUGCAAUUCAGCUGGGCAUCAGUAGGGCCUUGCAAAACUGGGACCCAGAGUUGCGUCGCCCUCUCAGAGAAGCUGGUUUCUUGACAAGAGACUCGAGAGUGGUCGAAAGGAAAAAGCCUGGCAGAGCAAAAGCAAGAAAGAGCUUCCAAUGGGUCAAACGUUGAGCUAUUACAGAUUCUUGUCAAUGCAUUGAUCUCGGGAGGGCAUUUUUGGUAUUUUUACUGAUUUCUUAUAUGGAAGUAAUCACUUUGACUUGAGAAAAUUGACUGGUUUCAAUUCAAAGGAGAUGUUCAGGUGAAAGUUGGUAAUGUGAUUAGAUGAUUAGAUUAGACAUAUUGAUGGAACAGUUAUGUUUUUUUUGUUUUCAAAUAUGAAACAAAUAAGGCUUGCAAUUUUCUAAAUUAAGGUUUGUAUCUUGU